Molecule: messenger RNA, 1950 nt
Organism: Plutella xylostella (diamondback moth)
Lineage: Eukaryota; Metazoa; Arthropoda; Insecta; Lepidoptera; Plutellidae
Gene: Hlc
Product: putative ATP-dependent RNA helicase DDX56
Cellular component (GO): cytosol
Molecular function (GO): ATP binding; RNA helicase activity; nucleic acid binding
Source: RefSeq, a predicted model, not a curated record
UAAAAAAAAUAUUUAAAAAAAUUACCACAUGUGCGAAAUGUUUUCUGUUUUGGAUUUUUGUAGUUUGGAAAUUUCAAGCGUAAUCAUUUAAAACGUGUUAUCUAUUAUUAGUGUUUAACGUUAUAUGUGGAUAAUUACAUUGUUUUGAAGACAGUCUUAUUGUAAACUAUCAACAUGAGUGAAGAAAAGAAGGUUAUGUUCCAUGAGAUGGAACUUGACGACCGCAUUUUAAAGGCUAUUGCAAAACUAGCAUGGCCCGAACCGACUCUGAUCCAGGAAACGGCCAUUCCCCUACUCCUGGAAGGCAAGGACGUGCUGAUGCGGGCCAGGACCGGCUCCGGCAAGACCGCCGCCUUCUCCAUUCCCGUCAUACAGAAGAUCCUCAACCUGAAGAACACCAGCACACACCAGGCCAUCAGAGCACUCAUACUGUCUCCGAGCAAAGAGUUGUGCGGACAGAUAGCAUCAGUACUGCAAGACUUGACCCUCAAAUGUGCAAGAGAAGUGAGGUGCAUAGACAUAUCGGCCAACGGGGACAUGCAGACACAGAAGUCAUUGCUCGCCAACAAACCAGACAUAGUGGUGUCCACACCGUCUAAAGCAAUCACACAUAUAAAAGCCAAUAAUAUGAGGUUGAAAGAUGACUUGGCCAUGUUGGUUGUUGAUGAAGCUGAUUUGAUAUUUUCAUUUGGAUAUGAAGAUGAAGUGAAAGAAUUAUUGGGCUUCCUCCCCAAGAUAUACCAGUCAGUGCUAGCAUCAGCGACACUGUCAGAUGAUGUGCUGAGCUUGAAGAAGAUUGUGCUCCGGAACCCGGUGACACUGAAGCUGGAGGAGCCGGAGCUGGCGCCGUCCUCACAGCUGCAACACUACCACUUGUUUGCAGAGGAAGAUGACAAGGCCACCAUCCUGUAUGCACUGUUGAAGCUGAACCUUGUGCGUGGCAAGAGUAUCAUCUUUGUGAGGACUGUGGAUAGGUGUUAUAAAUUGAAGCUAUACCUAGAGCAGUUCAAGAUAGGCUCUUGUGUCCUGAACUCCGAACUCCCAGCAGCUGUCCGCUGUCUCUCCGUGGACCAGUUCAACCGGGGCCGGUACCAGAUCAUCAUCGCCAGCGAUGAGAAGGCCCUGGAGCAGCCUGAUGGAGGAUUACUAGAUGGGGUUGAAGAUAUUAGGAAGAAGAGUAAGAAGAAUAAACAAACAUCAAAACGCAAGAAAGACAAAGAGUCGGGCGUGUCGCGCGGCAUCGACUUCCAGAACGUGUCCAACGUCAUCAACUUCGACUUCCCGCUCGACAUCACCUCCUACGUGCACCGCGCCGGCCGCACCGCCCGGGGGACCAACCAGGGUUCCGUGCUAUCCUUUGUGUCCACAAGAGAAGCACCUCUGAUGGAAGCGGUGGAAGCCCACUUGUCCAAAGGAUUCAACAACCAGAAAGUACUACAGAAGUACGAGUUUGCCCUGGAAGAGGUGGAAGGGUUCCGCUACCGGUCCCGAGAUGCUUGGCGAGCGGUCACCAGGAUCGCCGUGAGGGAAGCUCGGUUAAAGGAGAUCAAGCAGGAACUGCUGAACUGUAAGAAGUUGCAGGGCUACUUCGAGGAAAACCCUUCAGACCUAGCCGCGAUCCGGCGCGACAAAGCCCUCCACACAGUCAAGGUCCAACCACAACUAGCGCACGUGCCGUCGUACCUGCUGCCGGCGGCGCUGCGGCCCGACGAGGGGGCCGAGGGGGAGGGGGAGGAGGGGGCGCGGGAGGUGGAGGGGAAGCCGCCGGCGAAGAGGAGGAAGGAGGGGUAUGGGAAUGCGAAGCGGUUUAAGUAUGAGGCGAGACAAAGCAAUCCGCUGCGCAGUUUCAAAGUGAAAAGUAUGAAAAAGAGUCAAGCGACGGAAGAUACGUAGUACCAACUUGUUAGUAUCCUGAUUAUCAAAUAAAUGUUAUUAUAUUUUAAGUUAAAA